Ochotona curzoniae (black-lipped pika) is the source of this 1098-nucleotide messenger RNA. It is a transcript of the gene ACTL8, whose product is annotated as actin like 8. Gene Ontology annotation, biological process: skeletal muscle thin filament assembly. Gene Ontology annotation, cellular component: striated muscle thin filament; stress fiber; actin filament. The coding region runs from base 1 to 1098 and encodes 365 amino acids. NCBI's taxonomy places the organism in Eukaryota, Metazoa, Chordata, Mammalia, Lagomorpha, Ochotonidae. The record is from RefSeq and is a predicted model, not a curated record. The transcript has 2 exons.
AUGGCCGAGCAAGCCAUUAUCAUUGACCACGGCUCUGGCUUCCUGAAGAGUGGCCUGUCUGGCUGGAAUGAGCCCCAGAUGGUCUUUCCGAGUGUGGUCAACUACAUUCCAUGCCAGGAGAACCCUGGUCCUAGCUCCGCCCGCCGGAAGGUGGUCUUGGGCUUCGACUUUAACCACCCCAAAUCCUUCAGCUAUCCCAUCGAGCGUGGCCACAUUGUCAACUGGGAGGGCGUGGAGCAGUUGUGGUCGUUCGUCCUGGAUAAGCACCGGGAAAAGCACCAGGAUGCCCCCGUGAUUGUCACACAGAACCCCCUGUGGGAGCCAGCAGACCGACACCACACCCUGGAGGUGAUGUUUGAGCUAUUGGAUGUCCCGUCCCUGCUCUUGGCCAACCAGAUGGAGAUGUCCCUGUACUCUUCGGGCCUCAUGACGGGUGUGGUGCUGGAUUCGGGCUACGGCCUGACCCGUGUGCAGUCCUUCCAUCAGGGCUGCCCCUUUGCUGCCAGCGGGAAGACACUGAAGUUCGCUGGCCAAGACCUCAUUGCCUAUCUCUUUAAGGGCCUCUUCACAGAGGACUACAACAGCUGCAACCUGUUCCAGCUGGAGACGGUGACCAACACACAGACGAGCAAGUGCUAUGUGCCGCAGAACCUGGCCGAGGAGCUGAACUUACGCCAGAGCAUGCCCAGUGGCAUCAGUGAGAGCAACGUGUGCUUGCUGCCCAAUGGCCGCCCUGUGGAGCUGACCCCCAUGCAGCUCAUGGCGCCUGAGAUGUUCUUCAGUCCACAGCUGUUCGACCUACCGGGUCCCAGCUUCUCCAAGGCCAUAAUAGAGUCGGUCAAGACGUGCGAGGACUCACUGCAGCAGCCGGUCCUGUCCCAUGUGGUGACCUGUGGCGGCAACACGCUGUACCCUGGCUUUAUCCAGCGCCUCUACCGGGAACUCCUCGAGCACUUCUUGUUUCCCAAGACCACCAUGUGGGAGAAUGUCAAUCGCAACUUCAGUGUCUGGCUCGGGGCCUCCGUCGUGGCUCAUCUGUCCUCCUAUAAAUCCGAGUGGAUUACCAGGGAGGAGUAUGAUGAGGCGAUUCGCUCUUAG